CUCCGUCAGUCCGCAGGGAUGGAGACGUUAGGCGAGCAGCAGCAUGCUGUCACGUACUGACAGCGAAAGCCAACAAGGGGAAAAAAUAUCAGCAGGACCGAAAUGCGCCAUGCAAGCAGCAGAGUGCUGAUAGUGUGGUUGUCCCGCAAUGAGCCGCCGACCUCCGGACCGGUGUGGAGAUGGACGGGACGUGAGGGCAGCCUGGAUCCUCACUGUGACCCUCAUCACCGCUCAGACUGCCGGAGGUUCACCGCUGGACCCCGAGGUUUUUCUGGAAAAGUAUGGCUAUCUCCAUCAGGACAACCACAUCCACAAUGCAGCUGAGAUGCAGUCAGCUAUCUGCGAGUUCCAGAUGUUGUCCCGGCUUCCGGUCACGGGUGAGCUUGACGGCGCCACCUUGAGGCAGAUGUCGGAGCCCCGCUGUGGGGUGUCGGAUGAGGGCAGCCAGCAUAUCUGGGCUCAGAGAGUAAACGCCAUCUUUACUGGAAAGAGCGCCGCUCUCAGACGACCACAGCGGAGGAGGGGGCGCUCUGCUGCGCAAGCUGAGAAGUGGUACAAACGUCAUCUGACCUACCAGAUAGUGAACUGGCCUCACCACCUGUCUCUGGGCUCUGUGCGUCUGGUGGUGCGCACUGCCUUCCAGCUGUGGAGCAACGUGUCGGGCCUGGUGUUCCAAGAGGCACCUGUAGGUCCCGCUGACAUCCGGCUGGCCUUUUAUGAGGGAGACCACAACGACGGGGCCAGCAACGCCUUCGACGGACCAGGAGGAACUCUGGCUCACGCCUUCCUGCCUCGCCGAGGGGAAGCCCACUUCGACAGGGAGGAGAGGUGGACCCUAAACGGACACAAGGGACACAACCUGUUCAUGGUGACCGCCCACGAGAUCGGACACACUCUGGGACUUGAGCACUCCCCCGUCCGUCACGCCCUGAUGUCGCCGUACUACAGGAAGCUCGGCCGCAGCCUGGUGCUGAGCUGGGAUGACAUCAUCGCAGUGCAGCAACUGUACGGUAAGCCGCCAGGUGACCGGCCCGUGAGGCUGCCCGGCCAGGUUUUGCAUGCUGUGCUGCGGGAGUGGGAGUUCACAGAGCUUCACAACGGGCAUCAGACCGCAGGGCAGCCCCUCUACUGCCAGGGUAUCUUUGAUGCCAUCACUAUGGACCAGAAUGAGACAGUGCUGGUGUUUCGUGGCAGUGUGUACUGGACAGUGUCAGCUGAAGGCAGUGUGAGCGGCCCGCUGCCUCUCCGUCAGCGCUGGUCAGACCUCCCUAUCGCCAUCGAGGCUGCUGCGUUCUCCCCACUGGACUCCAAGUGGUAUUUUUUCAAAGGGAAGCGGAUGUGGCGCUACACAGGCAGCGUGCUGGACCCCGGCUUCCCCAGGAGGAGCACUGAGUUGGGGCUGCCUCGCCACCCAGACUGCGCCUUCUAUUACGCUCCUCUUGGUCACAUGGUCCUCUUCAAGGGCUCCCGCUACUCUGUACUUAACCUAAAAUCCCUGCGCCAAGAGCCCUACUACCCCCGCAGGCUGAAAGACUGGACUGGUGUGCCACAGGGGACCAACGGGGCGCUGACCCGUCCAGACGGGCGUCUCUACCUGUUCAGAGAGCAGCGGUUCUGGAGAUUUGACCCGGUCAAGGUGCAAGUCACCAGAGGGGGCCAGUGGGCCAAGGAUCUGAGAUGGACUGGUUGCAGCAACGCUCCUCAGAGCAACAAUAUCCUUUGACCAGCAGAGGGAGCUGUAAGCUUUAGAUAAAGUGCAAUUCGUUGAUGUAUUGUAAUUUAAAAGUGCUCUAACUUUUUCACCCUAAACCCACAUUUGUUGCAAACUCAUGCCAUGAAUGGAUUCAACUAAAAUAAACCAACAUGGCUUAUACAUUUUGAAGCACAUAUAGUAUUUAUACUGCAGAGCAAUGGAUAUUACUGUAUAUGGAUGUGCACUCACAGCCUCAUUAGCACAGUUUAGAUAAUGAUGGCACUCUUAAGUCAGCAGAUGAAAAACAUUUUUUUUUGGUUGGAGAUUUGCUGUUAAAACCAUCUUCUUUUCUUUUGUAGUAUUUGCACACCAAAUAUAUAUUUACCAUUUCUUCUGCAAUGUGUAACAUAUUGUAUAAAAAAGUGUUACUUA
Molecule: messenger RNA, 2125 nt
Organism: Micropterus dolomieu (smallmouth bass)
Lineage: Eukaryota; Metazoa; Chordata; Actinopteri; Centrarchiformes; Centrarchidae
Gene: mmp28
Product: matrix metallopeptidase 28
Exons: 8
Coding region: 149-1723 (524 amino acids)
Biological process (GO): collagen catabolic process; proteolysis; extracellular matrix organization
Cellular component (GO): extracellular matrix
Molecular function (GO): metalloendopeptidase activity; zinc ion binding
Source: RefSeq, a predicted model, not a curated record